Clarias gariepinus (North African catfish) is the source of this 3499-nucleotide messenger RNA. RefSeq names its product tripartite motif containing 65 (gene trim65). The coding region runs from base 90 to 1652 and encodes 520 amino acids. The record is from RefSeq and is a predicted model, not a curated record. Gene Ontology annotation, molecular function: protein binding. The transcript is spliced from 7 exons. Lineage: Eukaryota; Metazoa; Chordata; Actinopteri; Siluriformes; Clariidae.
CCGGCUGCCAGGUUAUGUAUAGCAAACCUUCGGAGAAGGUUUGUUAGCAUCAAAGCCCUGUUAACAAAGCGCCGUGGACUGAUCUGGUCAUGGAGGAACACAGUCUGACUUGCACCAUCUGCUUGGACUGCUUCAAAUACCCUGUGACUCUCCCCUGUGGCCACACCUUCUGCAAAGCAUGCAUAUCCAAACACUGGGAUCAGGUGGAGCGAGUUGGACCUCCGAAUACGUCAUUCAACUGCCCGAUUUGCAAAGAGACGUUCUCUCCCAGACCGACUUUAAAUCGCAACGUGGCCCUGUCAGUUUUGACCGAGGUGGCCACCAACAGCGUGGCAGAGAGAGCUGCGGGUGCAGCCUGUGGAAUGGACCGGGUCGAAGAUGGCUUCGAGGAGCUCUGUGCUCGCCAUCAAAAGCCUCUUAUCUUCUACUGCAGGAAGGAUUGUAUGUGUGUGUGCUGUGUGUGCUCUGUGAAAGAGUGUAAAGACCAUGACAAGGUGCUGAUGUCUGAAGAAAGGACUAACAGAGAAGAGGGACUUAAGAAGAAAGGCGUGGAAAUCGGAAAGCGUGUGGAAGAUACCGAGAGGAGCAUUUUAGCGCUCUCAGAAAACAUCGCUGAAGCUAAGGUGUCCCUACAGCAAACAUCUCAGUGGGCGAGCGCCAAGUUCUCGCAGCUGCUCAAGGUGCUGAUGGAGAAGCAGGAAUUGACGCAGAGUUUCUUGGAGCAGCAGCAGGCCAGCACUGUGGCUCAGGCUGAGACCAGACUCAGCGACCUGCAGGAGAAACUUGAGCAGCUCAAAGAGCUACAGGAGCAGAUCAGCAACCUUUGUGGCCUCCCUGACUUUCAGCUCAUUCAGAACUCCAGGCUGGUGGAGGUCCCUCAAGUGGGUUUAGUUCCUGUAGAAGUCAGUGUAAACCUUCAGGAGAAACUAAAUCCAGUCACUGACGUUCUGUCUCGCAUCUCAAAGUUAGUCUGUGAGGAUCUGGAUAAAGCGGUGUAUGCAGUCGUGAGCCAUACCAAAGAAGGCUCUCCUCAAGACAAGAGACCAAUGCUCGCUGUUGUGCCAAGUCCAGCCACCCCGCCUUAUCCAGCAGGAAAAGAGGGCCUUAUUCAAUACCGUUGUUCGUUGUCCUUUGACCCACGCACAGCCAACGCUCAUCUGAAGGUUUCUCAGAACAACCAGCGAGCGGAGCACCUGAUUACCGGGCCUCUUGCAGUGCAAGCUGACGAGGUGCGCUUUGACCACACCUGGCAGGUGUUGUGCCUUGAGAAGUUCUCACACGGUCGGCACUACUGGGAGCUGGAGGUGUCCAAGCCUUGGGCGUACGUAGGUGUGACGUACCCAGACAUCCCACGUAAGGAGAAAGGCAAGACGUCCAUGCUGGGAAUGAAUGCCCUGUCAUGGAGCCUGCACCUAAAUGAGCGCCAGCUCACGGCUUGGCACGGCAGCCAUGGAGAGCCUGUAAUGUCUGACUUACAGUUAAACAAACGGCCUCUGCGCAUUGGCAUACUGCUGGACUAUGAGGAAGGUACUCUGGCUUACUAUGGGGAGAACCAGGUGAGGCUGCACGCCUUCCACUGCGUCUUUUCCCAUGAGCUCUAUCCUGCCUGCUGGAUUGGGGAGGGGGUCAGCGUCACUCUCUGCCCAGUGUGAACAGCUUUUCAAAACAAAGGUUAAUUCAGCUUGUGUAAAGAAAAAAAAGCCUCAAAUUAAUUUAACUCUGCAGCAAAUUAACAUGCACAUCACAGAGUCAUAGAGUAGGGAAGUAGACCCAGGCCUAGAACCCUAAAAGAAGUCACUCCCUUAAAUCUAGAGAUUUCUUAGAAAACAAAACUGAGGCACAUAUUAUACAGCGCCAGGAGACAGAUCCUCCAGCACAAGUUACACUUUUUAUUUAAUAAUGUGAACAACUUUAUUUGCUAAUGUUCUGAUUUUAUUUUUUUUUCGUGUGGCGUUUGUGUCAAGUUAACUAUUGUGUUGCAAUUCUUGCACUUUUUGAAACAGUGGCCCGUCAUCUCCUUUAGCUCUAUAUAAUAGAGUUACACAAUUUUUGAUGAAAUAGGAAUUAUUAGCAGUGGAUGCUCAGCAUUCUGAAUGACUUAUUUACUGCAAUAUUACUUGUACUGCAAAAUUCAACCUCCCGAGUAUAAAUAAAACUUUAAUAAAUAUUUAUUAGGCUGCCAAUAGGUCUGUUUGCCCACAAUUGUAAAAGGUUAAAUAAUAAGUCGUUAUUACAAUUCUUCUGACAAAAGCAGGUCAAGCCUAUGUGAAUGGAAAGCCACAGAAAUUUAUUUCAUGUUUACUCAUUGUUUUAGUGACCUGAAACACAUUAUACUGUACAUAAUACUCAAAAUUUAGGUAAAAUACGUUCUCUCUGAGAACAUAUUUGACCUAAAUUUUUUGGAUUCAUUUAAAAUUCAUCCAUAUUUUUCCAAUUUUUUUUUUUUUUUUAUCUGUAGACUCUCCAUUCUUCAGGUGCAUGAAUGUGGUCAUGUGUUACAAUGUCUGUACUCGUGGAUAGUUGAGAAGCAGUACUGCUACUCUGUUUUGUUCUCCUGCAGAUGUUCUAAGUCAAGUUUCAAUGACACACUAAUCAAGUGGCAGUGUUUUUGUGUAGCACUAGUCCAGAAUACAGUACUAAUAACUAUUCAAAAACAAAAGUUUAUUUGUUUUUUGAGCUUUUUAAGUCCAAGGUACUACAAGUUACUGAGCUUUUUGAGCCACUAAAUAUUGAUAACACUGAAACAUCUAUUUCUAUAUUUUAUCAUUAUAGAAAUAAGGUUGAAUCUGGUUUUAAAGACACUUAAUUUUUGAAAACUCCUUCUGAACCUCAUAGGUUAGAGUCAUGUUUGCUAAUAUAUUUUUGUUUAGAUCUGUUGCAUGCUUUUCCACAUGUACAUGUUUUGUAUCACUCAAUUAGUCUUACAUGCUUUAGAGUGCCUGUGUUGUUUUUAUUUUUUUUUAUCUGUUCUUUUCACACCUGCUGUUGUAUACACUCAGUAUCCAGGUUUAACAUGACUAGAUUGGGUCAUCUGCUUGUGCAGUACGUAUAAUAAUAGUGUUUUAUUUCUACCUAGCAUAUUUACAUUACUGUGGUGGGUGAAGUGUGAUGAUAUUAAAUAAAUUAAUAUAAUUAAUCAUUAAAUCAUUUAUCAUUAAGCAUUAAUUAACUGAACCUGCCAGUUAAAAUUUAUUUUAACUGUAGUUAGUUACAAGAUGAAAUUUACACAUUACAGUAAAAAGAAACUUUUUUUAAAGACUUUUUUUUUCUUGACAUAUUCAUUUAUUUAAUUGUCACACUUUACCCAACAUACCAUAAAUUGUCCUUCUAUGAAGGAAAUCUCAUUAUUAUAAUUUUUAUGAACUGAAUGUGAAGCACCUUGAACAUGCACUAUGUUAAAUGAACCCUAGCCUUUUUUUUAUUGUGACUGGUAACAUGCAGAUGUGCUUUGCAAAUAGAUCGGGCUGAUUGUAGAUAUGUAAAAUGAUUUUUUUGGGGG